Messenger RNA from Sphenostylis stenocarpa, 1095 nucleotides. The record is from the annotation of a GenBank genome assembly. NCBI's taxonomy places the organism in Eukaryota, Viridiplantae, Streptophyta, Magnoliopsida, Fabales, Fabaceae.
AUGGUUAAAAUCAAGGGCCCAUGGGCUUAUUAUGCUUAUGAUUUGCAUGUGUUGCUUUCAAGGGAAAGAGAGCUUUUUGGUUGGUUGCCCCUUUUAGCAGAUUGGUGUUCUGAGAGGCUUUGCAAUUUGCAACCAAGAACUCAUAUGUGUCUUCUCUUUGUUGAAUCUCUGAUUGGUUUGAACAUUGAGCAUUUCGGGAGGUUGAACAAGUUCAAGCGUUUUCAAUGCGAUUUGAGAACAAAGAUGAAAUCCUUGAGUAGUGUAGGACUUGGUCUCAGUAUUAUUUUUGGUUGCCUUCUGUUGGCUCUGGUAGCUGAGGUUUACUAUUUGCUGUGGUGGAAGAAGAGGAUAACCAACAGAGAGAUUGAGAAUGAUUAUGGCAACCCUGUGAAGGAGUUAUUCUACAUGUUUUGUUGGAAAAGAUCACCAUCAUCUUCUUUGAGGCAAACAAGUUUCACUCCUCCUGAGCUUUGUUCUUCAAUGAGAAUUGGUGACAGCCUUGUUCAUGAUCCAGAACAAGUUCAUUCUCAAAGUGGCAAGGACUUUGUUUUCAAGCCCUUUGGAGAGGAUGGCAUGGAUGCAGAAUACAUGAGGCAACAGGACCUCUUAGGUCCUCCAAGAUUCUUGUUCACCAUAAUAGAAGAAUCAAAGGAAGAUUUAGAAUCUGAUGACGGCAAAUCUAAGUGUGACAAGAGUGGAAAAGGUUCAAGGGGUAGAAGCUUGGGUGAUUUGUUAGUUGUGGAGACACCAUACAUGACACCUACUUCUUCUCCACCUUUCUUCACUCCUCCUUUCACUACUCCUAUCAGUCCUUAUAACCAGCGUGGGUUCAACCCUCUUUUUGAAACAGCAACUGAUGCUGAGUUCAACAGAUUAAAGUCCUCACCUCCUCCAAAAUUCAAGUUCUUACAGGAAGCAGAGGAGAAGCUUAGAAGAAAACUAGAACAAGAUGAAAAUAAGGGAAAUGGAACUGAGGUUGAAGGUUCUUUCAUCACAAUAGUUGUUGAGAAGAGAACAGAACGAGAGAUUAAUCACCACUCUCGUCCACCACAGUACCAUUCAAGCACUUCACAGGUACUCCCCUUAGCGUCUUGA